ACGAAACAGGUUUUGAUUAGAAUCUUAUUCACAAAUUUCCCGUGCAGUUUCAUCAUCCAGCUGCGUGUGGAAGAGGAAACAGUCUGAAAGACACAAGGAGGAGUAGAAAAGACGUACGGAGUAGGACUCCGCCACUAAGUCAGACGGCAUGGCAGGCGUAGCCAGCUUCCAUGGACUAGCCGCCGUUUGCAAGUGCCCAGUCGGGUUGAGAAGUGUCGUGAGGCCUUCAGGAGACGAUGCAUCUCCUGCAUUGAGGGUGACAAAAGGCAAAAUGAGUGUUUUGAAUCAUUGCUUUUGUGUUCUAGUGGAGGGUGAGUUCCUGAGAAGGCACAUCAUGAUGUCAAAUUGCCAACGUGCUGCAGCAAGUUUUUCCACUCUACGAAUUUUCAGAUCUUUUCAUGGAGAGACAAACAAAGAAAGUGGCACCUGCCCGUCGAGAAAUUUCUCCAGCAGUCACAUCAGCAGGCAACCAUGGCACUCCAGGAGGCAGGUAUUUGUUCCGAAAGCAGGUCAUUGCUCCCCGGAGGAGUCGUCGGCUGCAGACAUCAGUGCAUCGCCCAGCAGUAAAGAUGAUUCGUCACCGGAUCCUGGUGAAUUGCUUUCAGUUGUGCAGCGAGAAUCGUCUUCUUUGGGUGGCAGCAAAUGUGUAUCCAUCGAGAGUUUGCAGGACCAUGCCUCCCUGCCGGCAUCUGAAACACCGUCUGGCAUUCUGACAUCAUCAUGUCAGGCACAAUCGGAAUCGUUGGGAAUAAGGCAAUGGAUACCGAGAGUGUCACAACAUGUGGCAGAGCUGUUGCUUGGUGCAUGGUCAGCGCUUCAGCGCCCUGCGGUGAUAGCGGCGCUGGUUUUGUUCUUGGUGUUGCAGAUGCCGAAUGUGGCGCUUGCGGCAAAAAGUGGAGGCCGGAUGGGUGGCCGUUCUUUCUCUUCACAAGGGUCAGGCGGGCCUGCACGUGUUUAUUCGGCACGACCGGGGGCAGGACGAGGAAUGUUCAGUGCACCCUACUCUGCGCCUUCACCUUUCUUUGGUGGGGGCGGGUUUGGGUGGGGGUGGUCACCCUUCUUUUAUAGGGGCCCGACUGUUGUGGUGGGGGGUGGUGGAGGUGGGGGACUAUUUACCCUUCUGCUCUUUGGGGUUGUCGCUGCUUUCCUGUUUCAGACGGUGUCAGGCUUUCUGUCUGACAUGUCUGUCGAUGGGUCCACGUCUCUGUUAGGCGGCGAGCGGAUCAGCGUUGUGAAACUGCAGGUCGGGCUACUGGGCCUGGCUAGAUCGCUGCAGAGAGAUCUUGAUAGGAUUGCUGACAGGGCGGACACCUCAUCACCUCGUGGUCUGCAUUAUGUGCUGCAGGAGACGGUGCUGGCCUUGAUGCGGCAUCCGGACUAUUGUGUCUAUGGAACGAGCUCAGCACAAACAUAUAGAGGAGUGGAGAAGGGAGAGGAGAGAUUUAAUCAGCUGUCUCUGGAGGAAAGGAGUAAGUUUGAGGAGGAAACGAUGGUGAAUGUGGAUAGCAGGGUCAGGAGAUCAUCGCUGUCGUCAUUAGGGAAGGAACGGUUUAGCAACGAGUACAUCGUAGUAACAAUCUUAGUUGCAGCAGAUGGAGAUAUCAAAGUCCCAUCAAGGCUGAAUAAUCUUGACGACUUGCGGGCUGCAUUGUCAAAGCUAGGGGCCAUUCCAGCCGAUCAGAUCCAGGCCGUUGAAAUCCUGUGGACCCCCCAAGAUAUGGGGGAUACCCUGACGGAGAGGCAGAUGCUUCGCGAUUAUCCGCAGCUGCGAAGUCUAUGAACAAACGAGUGAGCUGGAAAAACUCAGUCGCAACACAUCUUUCUGACAGAUAUCGUUAAUCUGUGUGCCAUACCACUACUAGCUAUACUACCGGAAUAUUUGUGUAUCCUUUCCUCCACCAACUGGCUUAGCUCAGUUGGUACACCCCUGAACUGUUGAGAUACAGACCUGAGUUCGAACUCCACUGGACGAAGAUGAGUAAAAUAUUACAAUUCUUUUUUUUUCCUUUCCUCCUAUGCCACUUAACUUGACAUUUGUGUGGAGGCAAAAACGGUACAGCUGAACCUUCACCUUCAAGGCAAUGAAGAUAUUACAUGGUG
Messenger RNA from Chara braunii, 2100 nucleotides. Lineage: Eukaryota; Viridiplantae; Streptophyta; Charophyceae; Charales; Characeae. The record is from the annotation of a GenBank genome assembly.